AUGGCCUUCUGGGUUUUUUUAGUGAUUGUUUCUUUCAUGACCCUAAUUUACAAGUACAUAACCUCCAAACUACUUGAUGACCUUAAAAAUAUUCAUACAAUUUCACUAUUUAGUAUACUUUUAGGCAUUAUUACGAAACAAGGUGGAAAAGACAAGUAUUAUUCAAACUAUAAAAAAUAUUUUGAAAAUGAUGGAAUCGUAAAGAUUUGGAAACGACAUAGGAGAAUAUGUAAUCCUGCAUUCAAAGCUUUACCAAUACAUCUCUUUGUUGAUACUGGAUUAAAGCUGAUGCGUGUUUUAGAAAAAAUAGAUGACAAGCCUGUUGAAAUUAGAGAUCUAUUGCAAAGGUUUACUUUAGACACUCUAGGAAAAGUCGCCUUUGAUUUUGACUUUAAUAAUCUUGGUAAUCCGAAUAAUAUCUAUGUAAAAACGUACAAUAAAGUCCAUGAAUUUAUUGUAAAUCCAUUAAGAUUUGUUUUUCCAAUUGAUUAUAUACCGGGCAUAAGACAACAAACCUUUAGUCACUUUAACAAAUUAAUUGGUUUGUUUAAAGAAAUCAUUAAAAAAAAGCACGAAGCUAUAGCUGCUGGAAAGUCUAAUGGAGAUCUUUUAGAGUAUAUGAUAAAGAAUAAUGAUGAUCAAAUGCUAUCAGAUAGCGAACUGAGAUACAAUUUGGCAGUUUUUAUGAUGGCAGGUCAUAAUACAACCUUAAACGCUUUAACAGCUAUAUUAUAUCUUUUAUCGAUUCAUAAGGAUGUUCAGGAAAAAGCUAGAGAGGAAAUAUUAAGAAUACUUGGAGAUAAUUUAACACCGUCAAUAGAACAGCAAAACUCAUUAAAAUAUUUAAAUAUGAUCAUUAAUGAAUCUUUUAGACUAUAUCCACCAGUCCCUAGCAUAUUUCGUGAAUUAACUGAAGACUUAAAGUUUAAGAACUCUGUAAUUCCAGCUGGAACAAUAAUUGAGCUCUUUUUAUAUGGAAUGCAUCAUUCUCCAAAGAUUUGGAAUAACCCUGAAAAGUUUUUGCCUGAAAGAUUUGAAAAUCAACACACAGGCGAAAAUAAUUUCUGGAUGCCUUUUGGCUAUGGAUAUAGAAUGUUAGUUUAA
Messenger RNA from Dentiscutata erythropus, 1104 nucleotides. The record is from the annotation of a GenBank genome assembly. Lineage: Eukaryota; Fungi; Glomeromycota; Glomeromycetes; Diversisporales; Gigasporaceae.